CAGAGUACUAGCAUGGGGCUCCCAUCUUUCGCGCUGCUGGUUCAAGUGAGGAAGCUGAUGGCCGGUGAAUAACUGGCCGGCUAGUUGUCUCGCGGCCUGCUUUUGGACAUACACGCGAUGUACAGGCUUCUCCUGGGCGGUGUUUGCAGCAGGCGCUUGUCCCCAGGCCGGGUAGGUGUCCUCUCUCUCUCUAUGUGCUGUCUGUGACAGUGCCCCAUCAAGGCCCAGCUCCUGCACGGUCUGGAGUGGAACCAGAGGCCAUUCAUACCCCAUGUCACUGCACUCAGGCAGGGAGGGAUUGCCCAGAUUGCAUUGCAGAACACACUCUUGUGUAUUGAAGCACUGCUCUAUCAUCACUAAACGUAGUGCCACUUACUGACCUCCCCCGCCCUUGUUCUGACACUGCCCCCAUAGGGUGCCAAACUUUACUAAACCGAAUCUGGGACAAGCAGGCUGCAAAACAGUGAAAUAGCCGGGGUGGAAACUACAGGUUGUACCGAAGCAAAAUGUUGCAACAGCCUUUUUCAACAGCUUUCUAUCGUUCAUGGAAUGUGAUGAUUUUUAAGAACAUACUCAGGUUUUGUCAAAUGACUUGCCAUUCAAGGUCUUUGUUACCUGUGUGUGCCUCAAGUACCCAAAAAAAGGCAGUAAUUUUUGGUUGGCUCAAUACUUAUGCUGUGCCAUAUCUUCAAGUUGCGAAGCUCCAUCCCAAAGCACAUGAAAAUCAUAUGACAGCAAGAGGACAGAUUCAACAUGGGCAAAUGUCUGCUGAUGUCCAGGAACACCAGGGGCAGUCAAAGCCCAAAUUUCCAGAUAACGAACAUUUCACAGCGAUCUACAAGUUUCAAGGAAUAAGAUUCUUGAGAGCUAUUUCUCAGCUAAAAAUACUUCAGACUGGCAUAACCGUAGCUCUUCUACCCACAGUUUAUUAUUUCUACUUGCUGGAGCAGAUACAAUAUGCUCUGCUUAGUUAUAUCACCGGAUUAUCAGGUUUUGCUAUAAUCAUGCUUUAUUCCAUGAGUUACUAUCUAAGACGUUUCAUAGGGAUGCUGUAUCUAAAUGAAUUGGGCACCACUCUGAAGGUUUCACAUCUCUCCUUUUGGGGAAGGAGGAAGGAUUUUUAUGUCCCUGUUGAAGAUGUCAUGCCCCUUGGAGACACAGGGGACACAGCAAAUGAAAUUAUUCUACAGUUCAAACAGUACAAUAGCACUGAGGUUUUCUAUUUCACAGUUAAGUUUGGUCAGGUAGUUGAUAAGCAAAAAUUUCUGCAAGUGUUUGGAGGACUUCAAUAAAUAAUUCCACUCA
This is a messenger RNA of Carcharodon carcharias (great white shark), 1305 nucleotides long. It is a transcript of the gene tmem186, whose product is annotated as transmembrane protein 186. Gene Ontology annotation, cellular component: mitochondrion. The transcript is spliced from 2 exons. NCBI's taxonomy places the organism in Eukaryota, Metazoa, Chordata, Chondrichthyes, Lamniformes, Lamnidae. Bases 507 to 1292 code for a protein of 261 amino acids. The record is from RefSeq and is a predicted model, not a curated record.